Molecule: messenger RNA, 883 nt
Organism: Stylophora pistillata
Lineage: Eukaryota; Metazoa; Cnidaria; Anthozoa; Scleractinia; Pocilloporidae
Source: RefSeq, a predicted model, not a curated record
AGGAAACAAUGGGCAAACUAUUUUUCUUAAUAUGCUUGUCAGUGUUAAUAUUACCAGAGAGGUUAUGAAAUUCCCAGGUCUCUUUCUUCGCUGCCACGUUUGUCCACCUAAUGAGCGGCAGUAUAUAUCCGCUUGUAUCGCACACUCGCCCCAGGAGUGUAAAAAAUAUGAAAACGCUUGCUUCUUUGAAUACCAAGGAAGAAUGAAGAACAUGGGCUGCGGUCGCGACUGGCACAAACCAGCGGGAUGUCAUGGAACUACAUGCGUAAAGUGGUGUCAAAGCGACUUGUGCAACAAGGAGCUCAUUAGACAUUCACCUUUUCGAAAGGAACUUGGAGAAGACAGCGCUCCAGAUGACUCGGGAAACUGGUUUACUGACCUGUUUGGUGGUAGCUCGAUGUUAUCGGCUGCUUCAGUUUGUUGCAUUCUUACGUGGUUUUGUGCAAUAAUUUUCCCCUAAAGACCGACAAAUGCCCUUAUUUUCAUAAGUUUCUCGAUUGUAAUCAGUAGUUGUCUGUGCUCUGAAAUCAGCUGAGAGGUUCCCUUUGUGCCCCUCGAAUAAAGUGCGUUCUUUUGUGAGAUAUUUUUAUAUUUUUUAAUAGCGGGUAUAGCCCUCCCCCUUUUAGAGCUAGUUCGUUUUAUUCGGUUUGCGUUUGCACAUGAGUAUAUACGCAUGAAGAUGUAUGAUUUAAGGGAUAGCUGACCGAAAACGGAGAUGUGUUAGAUGAUGUAAAGUUUUUCUUCUUUCUUUCUUUCUUUCUUUCUUUUUUUUUUUUUUAAGGCGACAAUUCUUUGCAAUAAUAAGGGGUAAAAUGGUGUUACUGAAAAUUUUAAGCUGGCGUCAGUUUUUGCUUUUUUAAAAAAAUUUAAAAAGGUUUGAAUU